This is a messenger RNA of Akanthomyces muscarius, 2625 nucleotides long. RefSeq lists its product as uncharacterized. The coding region runs from base 1 to 2625 and encodes 874 amino acids. The record is from RefSeq and is a predicted model, not a curated record. Lineage: Eukaryota; Fungi; Ascomycota; Sordariomycetes; Hypocreales; Cordycipitaceae. The transcript has 3 exons.
AUGCCCGAUGACCCACGUCUCGAGGCAUGCGAACCAUUACUUGAUGCCGCGCCGAAACCGACUGGCGCUUUAUUUGGCAAUGCUGCUUCCAAUCCCUCUAAGAUCCCAGGCCGUCAUACUGGGUUUGGAUUUUUUGACUCUUCUGCUUCGGAUCCCUCCAAACCCCCAGACGGCCAGACUGGUGGAUUGUUUGGCGGCAUUCAGCCUCCCGACCAAAGUCAGACUGGUGGAUUAUUUGGCAGCAUUCAGCCUCCCGACCAAAGUCAGACUGGUGGGCUAUUUGGCGGCAAACAACCUCCCAAGCACAGUCAGACUGGUGGAUUAUUUGGCAAUGCUGCUUCGAAUCCCUCUAAGAUCCCAGGCCGUCAUACUGGGUUUGGAUUUUUUAACUCUUCUGCUUCGGAUCCCUCUAAACCCCCAGACGGUCAGACUGGUGGAUUGUUUGGCGGCAUUCAGCCUCCCGACCAAAGUCAGACUGGUGGAUUAUUUGGCAGCAUUCAGCCUCCCGACCAAAGUCAGACUGGUGGGCUAUUUGGCGGCAAACAACCUCCCAAGCACAGUCAGACUGGUGGAUUAUUUGGCGGCAUGCAGCCUCUCAACCAUAGUCAUAAUGGUGGGCUAUUUGGCGGCAAACAGCCUCCCAACCACAGUCAGACUGGUGGAUUAUUUGGCGGCAUUCAGCCUAUCAACCACAGUCAUACUGGUGGAUUGUUUGGCAGCAAACAGCCUCCUAACCACAGUCAGACUGGUGGAUUAUUUAGCAACAUUCAGCCUCUCAACCACAGUGAUACCGACACUAGUAGUCAAUUAUCCGAUGGCGUUUCUCCUUCGAAAAUAAUCAAUAGCCCAAAAGAUCAUACAGGUAAUGGUUUGUUUUCUGCUACUGCUCCAAACCCUUCCAAGGCUACAAACAGUCAUAGUCUUGGUGGCCUAUUUGGAGAGCACAACACUAGCGCAGAACGCGAUGCAGACGCUGAGAAUCCCGGCCUUGGACUGCGCAUCCAUGCAGACGCAUUAAGCAACUUUGUCAAUGCUCCAGAAAAUACUACCAAUAGUAUACUGACACAGCUGGCGCAUGACUGUGAACGGAAGCGCCUUUUUGUAUGCUGCGACGGCACCUGGAACAACGCUUCAGGCACAGCUGCACCCAUGACCAAUGUGGCAAAGCUAGCUAGGGCUGUUUCCCGGCUUGGAAGAGACGCUUGUGGAAUUCCAAAGAGUCGAGUGGACGGGAAGAGCCGCGCCACCGAAGAUCAACGAUAUGGUGUUGUCAGGCAAGUGGUAUAUUACUCCAGUGGUAUAGGGACUCAGUCAACCUUGGCAGUUGACAGUCUUUUCUCGGGGGCUUUUGGUAAAGGAAUCGAUGCGAAUAUUCUGGCUGCUUAUUGCUUUCUGUGCAACAAUUUUAAUGGACGAUCCUACCUCGAUGAGAUUAUCUUGGUUGGAUUCUCUCGAGGCGCAUUUGCCGUUCGAUGCCUCGCACAUUUCAUUAAUGCUGUUGGUCUGCUUCGGCGAAAAGGCCUAGUUUUUCUUCCGACAAUUUACCAAUCUUGGAAAAGAAGUGCAGAAGGCCUAAAGGGCGCAUCAAAGAAACUACAAUCCGAACUAGAGACCUUGGGCCACCUCCGAAUGCCUGGUAUCACUAUCAAGGUGCUUGCCGAAUGGGAUACUGUUAGUGCUGUGAGGUCAGUUUGGCCGUGGAAGAAAAAGAAGCUGUCAUUCGUAAGAGACAGAGUUCCGGAGAAUGUUAAGCAUGUCUUCCAUGCCGUCGCAAUGCAUGAGAAGAGGAAGAGCUUCAAACCGAUGCUCUGGAAAGAAAAGGUCGCGUCUCACACCAAAGUUGAACAAUGCGCUUUUGUCGGCUGCCACUCUGAUAUUGGGGGUGGGAAUGCAGAUCCUGGCCUUUCAACGCUGACCCUUUUUUGGAUGGUCUCGCGAAUUGAAAGUGUCUGCGGGGCGGGAUUCGACUAUGAGGCUUUACUUCCUUUUGUUACACCCUUGCAAGCCUCGUCGAGGGAAAAGCUCAUGCAGCUCAAUAACCUGGCAAUUACAAAAGGGCGAGUCAAUGAGUCGCGAAAAGGCCUUUGGCUGGUAACCUACUACCUGAGUCUGGGUCUUUUAGACGGAAAGCGUGAUUCAUUCUUAUAUCAGUUUGCCCAAUUUGCUCGGCCUCAAAACUGCAAUGAGUGUACGAGAUUGAACGCAAAGCCGUCAAUAUCGGAAGCAGUCGAGCUUCAGAUUCAUUUUUCCGCACGCCUACUUCACACCAGACUCAGCUCGGAUCCGCGAUUAAAAUGCGGUCUCUUCGAGAAGUUUCGACUGGAUACUCGAACUAGACAGUGGCACAAAAGAUCGUCUGAUUCGCUAUCCAUCGAUGAAGCUAGAGUUUCCGCGCACGAGGAAAAAUUCCUUGCUGCUUGGAUUGAGCUUGCUGUGGCAAUUGUCGAGAGAAAGGAUGAUUUCGGAUUCUUUGAGGGCAUAAACUGGAGAGAGAUCCAACAAGGACUAAAAGCCCUCGGCUGGGGGGAUUCUGCUGAUGAAUGCCCGUAUUCCGAAUCGCUUAUUAGCCUUAUACAGGAAGAGGUUAAAAGGAGGCAGGAUAUAGCUCUAAUGGCUACUAAAUAA